AUGCAGAGUUUCGUCAAAAUUCUAUUUGUUGGCCUAGCAGCCGUACUCCUGCUGUCGGCAGGAUCCGCUGAAGCGGGUAUUCGUGGAGUGCCACCAUUGUAUGUGGAGACGGGAAAUUUGGAAAAUCCUCUCGCUCGUUUGGAGGAACGUGCUGAUGUGCUGAACUAUCGCCUGCCCAACGAUACCGUCCCUGUGCAUUAUGAAGUUGAAUUGACCACAAAUGUCCAUGAUGGUACUAGGAAAUUUACUGGUGUGGUUAAAAUUGAUAUAACCGUUGUUGUACCAACCACAAGUUUGGUCCUCCACGCCCGUCAAUUGACCAUAAAAUCGGCUAAGAUAAAGAGUGCCACCUCGGCUAGCGAAGAUUUGAACAUCGAUUACGAACAGCAACGGGAAUUUUUGACCCUGACACGUAAGACUAACGUUAACUUCCCAAAGGAUAGUAAAUGGAUAGUCACCAUUGAAUAUGAGGGUCAACUGCGUACCGAUAUGGGUGGUUUCUAUUUGUCCACCUAUACCGAUGAAAAGGGAGAGACGAGAUAUUUGGCUACCACGCAAUUUGAAAGUACCGAUGCCCGUCACGGUUUCCCCUGUUACGAUGAGCCCAGCAAACGUGCCACUUUCACCAUUAUCAUCAAUCACAGCCCAACUUAUAACGCCAUAUGCAACAUGCCGGUUGAUGAAAAGGCAUCAACUUCUGGCCGCACAGUUUUCCAAACCACUCCCAUUAUGCCAACCUAUUUGCUUGCCUUCAUUAUAUCCGAUUUCGAAUAUACCGAGGCGGUUAUGAGUGGAAUUCCCCAACGUAUUUACUCACGUCCCAGUGGCAAACAUGAACAAGAAUUUGCCCUGGUUUCGGGUAUGCUGAUCGUUGAACGUUUGGGUGAAUAUUUAAAUGUUUCCUACAUGUUGCCGAAAUUGGAUCAGGCUGCUAUUCCUGAUUUUGCUGCUGGUGCUAUGGAAAAUUGGGGCUUGGCCACGUAUCGUGAAGUCUAUAUGCUGUACAACAAGGAAACCUCAACUGUGGGCUCUCAGACCUCUAUUGCCAGUAUCAUUGCUCACGAAUUGGGUCAUUUUUGGUUCGGUGAUUAUGUAGCCGUUAGGUGGUGGACUUAUACCUGGUUGAAGGAGGGUUUCGCCACUCUCUUAUCCUACAAGACAACUGAUCAUGCCUAUCCUGAAUGGGGUGUUUGGCAACAAUUCCAAACCGAUGAUUACCAAUCGGCUUUGGUAAAUGAUGCCAACAGUUCUCCCCGGCCCAUGACCCAUUAUGUACAAACACCUGCAGAAAUUCAACGUUCCUAUGAUUAUGUAUCCUAUGCCAAGGCUGGUUGCGUCUUACACAUGUGGAACAAUGCCUUGACUGAUCCAGUUUUCCGCAGAGGUUUAUACAACUAUUUGGAUGCCAACAAAUACAGCAGUGCCGUUGAAGAACAGCUUUUCACUGCCAUUCAAACUGCGGCCAAAGAAGAAAACUUUGUCCUGCCCGCAGACAUCGACACCAUGAUGGGCUCUUGGUCACGUCAAGGUGGUUACCCUCUGUUGACGGUUAAACGUAAUUACGAUGAUGGCUCCUUCACCGUUAGCCAAACGGCUUACUUCAACGAUGAAAAAUUGCAAUCGGAUAAAACUUGGUAUGUUCCCUUCAAUUAUGCCUCGAAAUCGAAAUCCGAUUUCCGUGAUACCAGAGCUACCAACUAUUUGAUGAAGGUCCCCAGCACAGAGGUCAAGGCCAAUUUGGGCAAGGAUGAAUGGUUGAUUUUGAACAAACAAUCGACUGGUUUUUAUCGUAUCAAUUACGAUGAAGAAAAUUGGCGUCUUAUUGCUGAGGGUCUCCGCGAAAAUCCUUACAGGAUUCAUCCCCGUAAUCGUGCCCAAUUGAUGAAUGAUGCCUAUCGUUUCACUUUAUCCAAUCGUUUACCCCAUUCCGUUCUCUUGGACUUGUUCACCUAUUUGCCCAAUGAAGAUCAAUACGCCCCCUUGUCCACCGUCAAUGGUAUUAUCAAUGUCUACAACCGUUAUUUGAAUGGUGAUGCCAGAUAUUCGGAUUUCCAAAACUUCUUGGCUGAAAUGAUCGCUCCUGCCUAUGAAAAAAUUGGUGCCAAUGACAUUGAUGGUGAACAACAUAUGCAGAAAUUCACCCGCAACUCGGUCAUCAAUAUGGCCUGUUUGGCUGGUGUCAAGAGCUGUCUCGUGGAUACCAACAAUAAAUUGAAGGAUUUAAAGGAACAGGGUACCCCCGUUGAACCCAAUGUUAAAACUCAAGUGUUCUGCCAUGGUCUUAGACAAUCCGAAGAUGAUGUGUUCCAAUACUAUUUCCGCACCCUUGAACAAUCCUCCGAUGCGACAUUCCGUCGCUUGCUCAUCAGUUCGUUGGGUUGCUCCCAAAACGAGAAGCAAUUGCAAUUCUAUUUGGAAAGUUCAAUUGAUCAAAGCAACCAAUUGCGCCCCGCUGAACGUACCACCAUACUCAAUCCAGUCUACUCACGUGGAUCGGUCGGUUUGAUGGCCACUUUUGAUUUCCUCGACCAAUACUGGAAUGCUUAUGGCAAUUUGAAUGGAGGUUCGGGUAAACCUUUGGAUACAGCUUUGCGUGGUAUGUCCCAGUAUGUUGUGAACGCCGAACAAGAGAAACGUCUAUUGGCUUUGGUUGAUAAGGUUAAGGGUACCGCUCAUGCCACCAGCAAUUUGGAGUCCACGGUCAAGACAAACAUUGAAGCAAACAAUAAUUGGUUGAAGGUUCAUCGUGAUCCAUUGAUGGAUUGGUUCCAAUCCUAUCAUGCCAAGAGUGGUAGUGCUGCUAUUACCGGUUCCAGUAUGGCUAUUGGUGCUCUAAUGAUGGUGGUUAUCUCACGCCUUUUGUAG
Messenger RNA from Musca vetustissima, 2865 nucleotides. Its product is annotated as aminopeptidase N-like. Gene Ontology annotation, cellular component: cytoplasm. Gene Ontology annotation, molecular function: peptide binding; zinc ion binding; metalloaminopeptidase activity. The record is from RefSeq and is a predicted model, not a curated record. Gene Ontology annotation, biological process: proteolysis; peptide catabolic process. The transcript has 5 exons. NCBI's taxonomy places the organism in Eukaryota, Metazoa, Arthropoda, Insecta, Diptera, Muscidae. The coding region runs from base 1 to 2865 and encodes 954 amino acids.